UGUUUCUGGUCAGCUGGCAAGAUGACAUCCAGUUAAUAAGAACGUCAGAGUUAGUUUCGUUUUUCGUGGUGUUUUGAGUGAGAGAAAUCAUUUUUCUGAAGUCUACAAGGUUGAGACCAGUGGAUGUCCUUUCUUCUGUUCGACGUUUUGUUAAGUGUUUAUUUUAAACGGAUCAAAUAUUAAAGUGAAAUGGCUCAGUGGUAUCAGCUGCAACAGCUGGAAUCAAAAUACCUGGAACAAGUGGAUCAGCUGUAUGAUGACAGCUUUCCAAUGGAAAUAAGGCAGUACUUAAGUCAAUGGAUUGAAAACCAUGACUGGGAACUUGUUGCCACCAACGACUCCCUAGCCACCGUACGAUUCCAUGACCUGCUUGCACAGUUAGAUGACCAGUACAGCCGCUUUGCUUUGGAAAACAAUUUUCUGCUACAACAUAAUAUAAGGAAGAUAAAACGUAACCUCCAGGUUCACUUUCAAGAAGAUCCAAUCCAGAUGGCAAUGAUCAUUUGCAACUGCCUUAAAGAAGAGCAGAAAAUAUUAGCUGCUGCCAAAAAAACUGAGGACAAUGUUGGGAACGCACAGAACAACGUCAUGGUAGAGAAACAAAAGGAACUAGAUAUCAAAGUGAGGGAUAUAAAGAACAGAGUGCAGGAAACAGAACAGAAAAUAAAGUCACUUGAGGACCUUCAGGAUGAACAUGACUUCAAAUACAAGACACUGCAGAGCAGAGAUCAUGAUGCAAAUGGAACAACUCAGCUUGAAAUCAAGCGUGAAGAAAUGAUGAUCAGAAAUAUGUUUAUUGAACUGAACAUGAAGAGAGAGGACGUGGUAUGCAAGAUAGCAGAAGCUUUGAACCUUGCAGAACAAAUUCAAUGCGCCCUCAUCGCAGAUGAAUUAGUGGAGUGGAAGAGACGUCAGCAGAUUGCUUGCAUUGGAGGUCCACCCAAUGCAUGUCUGGACCAGCUUCAGACGUGGUUCACAACUGUAGCAGAGAGUUUGCAGCAGGUCCGCCAGCAGCUGAAGAAACUAGAAGAGUUGGAACAGAAAUACACAUAUGAGAAUGAUCCCAUCACACAGAAGAAAAACUUCCUUGAGGAGAGAGCACUCUACUUAUUUCGUAAUCUCAUUAUAAGUUCUUUUGUAGUGGAACGACAGCCCUGCAUGCCAACUCACCCACAGAGACCACUGGUGCUGAAGACAGGAGUGCAAUUUACUGUGAAAUUAAGGCUACUGGUUAAGCUUCAGGAAUUGAAUUAUCAACUUCGUGUCAAAGCAUCUUUUGAUAAGGAUGUGACUGAGAAAAGUACAUUAAAAGGAUUCCGAAAGUUUAACAUUUUGGGGACAAAUACAAAAGUCAUGAACAUGGAGGAGUCUACAAAUGGAAGUUUGGCUGCUGAAUUUAGACAUCUGCAACUAAAAGAACAGAAAACAGCUGGAAACAGAACUAAUGAGGGUCCUCUCAUCGUUACUGAGGAACUCCACUCCAUAAGUUUUGAAACUCAGUUAUGCCAGCCGGGACUGGUUAUAGAUUUAGAGACUACCUCCCUUCCCUUGGUGGUAAUCUCCAAUGUGAGCCAGCUCCCCAGUGGUUGGGCUUCUAUUCUGUGGUACAACAUGCUGACCAGUGAGCCUAAGAACCUGUCAUUCUUCCUGAACCCUCCCACUGCACGCUGGAGCCAGCUGGCCGAAGUUCUCAGCUGGCAGUUUUCUUCAGUCACCAAACGGGGUCUGAAUUCUGAGCAGUUGAGCAUGCUGGGAGAUAAGCUGCUAGGUCCUAAUGCCAGUAACCCCGAUGGCUUAAUCCCCUGGACAAAGUUCUGCAAGGAGAAUAUAAAUGAUAAAAGCUUUGCUUUCUGGUUAUGGAUUGAAGGCAUCCUAGAGCUUAUUAAGAGACACCUGCUAGCAUUGUGGAAUGAUGGGUGCAUCAUGGGGUUUGUGAGUAAGGAAAGGGAACGAGCUUUGCUGAAGGAUAAGAGCCCAGGCACGUUCCUUCUGAGAUUCAGUGAAAGCAGCAGAGAGGGGGCCAUCACCUUUACAUGGGUUGAAAGGUCUCAGAAUGAUGAGCCCCAGUUCCAUGCAGUGGAACCCUACACCAAGAAGGAGCUGACUGCUGUCUCCUUCCCAGACAUUGUUCGCAAUUACAAAGUCAUGGCAGCUGAAAACAUCCCAGAAAACCCACUUCGAUUUCUUUAUCCAAAUAUUCCCAAGGAUAGUGCAUUUGGAAAAUACUAUUCCAGACCAGCAGAGACAUCUGAACCAAUGGAUGUUGAAAAUCCUGCACCACAUGGUUACAUCAAAACAGAGUUAAUUUCAGUAUCGGAAGUUCCUCCUUCUAGACUUCAGUCAACAGAAACUAUGUUGCCUUUAUCUCCAGAAGACUUUGGAGAACUUACAAGGAUUAUAAAUCCUGCAGAAAUUGACACUGUGAUGUGUUCUGCAUAUCCAAACUAAUCAAGAUCACAUUGGACUUCAUUAAUUCUUGACCUAGUUCUUCAACAGCUUGCCAGUUUCAUUGGAGCAUUUUAAGAGAUCAGAUUUAAAGUUUUGUUCACAGUGGUUUUACAAAGGAUUAUGAUAAUACUUUAAUUCUCUUCUUUAAAAGUUAUGAAUGCAAGUACAAGAAAACCAGAUACUUUUGUUGUGUAUAAAACUUUUUUUAAAAAGUUGAACCUUGUUACUUUCUAAACAUUGUAAUGUGAUGCAGUUGGAGAACCUCUUUUAUACUCUGCAUAUUCAGAGUAUAAAAAUAUUACAUGGAAAAAUUGCUAAGUUUUAGUCUUUAAUUCCUAGCUGAAUGAAAAAUUUUAGGUUCAAAUAACUGUUGUGUACUUUGCAUCACAAGUUCUUAUGUGUUAUGAAUAUAUGAAAGUGAAAAUGUUUGAUUCAAAUAAAGGAAAACGUGUUUAAA
Lepisosteus oculatus (spotted gar) is the source of this 2905-nucleotide messenger RNA. Its product is annotated as signal transducer and activator of transcription 1. Gene Ontology annotation, biological process: response to peptide hormone; cell surface receptor signaling pathway via JAK-STAT; type I interferon-mediated signaling pathway. NCBI's taxonomy places the organism in Eukaryota, Metazoa, Chordata, Actinopteri, Semionotiformes, Lepisosteidae. Gene Ontology annotation, molecular function: RNA polymerase II cis-regulatory region sequence-specific DNA binding; DNA-binding transcription factor activity, RNA polymerase II-specific. The record is from RefSeq and is a predicted model, not a curated record.